Solanum pennellii is the source of this 3291-nucleotide messenger RNA. Its product is annotated as putative late blight resistance protein homolog R1B-16. NCBI's taxonomy places the organism in Eukaryota, Viridiplantae, Streptophyta, Magnoliopsida, Solanales, Solanaceae. Bases 444 to 3233 code for a protein of 929 amino acids. The transcript has 2 exons. Gene Ontology annotation, molecular function: ADP binding; alpha-tubulin binding. The record is from RefSeq and is a predicted model, not a curated record. Gene Ontology annotation, biological process: protein folding.
UUUAAGAUGUAAGUCUGCAGAUAUCAAUUCGGCCACUCUAAUCUCAACAACUUCUUCUAUCCUUUUCUCAAAUGUCUCUUUUGCAGCUAUAUCCUUAAUUAUCUGCCAUUGAAAGGUUAGUUUUCCUUAAUUACUCUAUCAUUUUAUUCAACUUUUAGGGCAAAACAACACUCAUAGUGCCUUAACUAUCAAGUAUAAGUUAGCUCCUUGCCUAUAUAUAUAGUUGUGUAUCGGAUCUGACAACUUUUUGAAAGAGUUCGAGCAACAUAGAGAUAUAGUACAAGUCUUAUGUUUUUCAGUAGAUCUAAAUAUCAUCAUAAGAAAACAUUACUCAAGUCAAUGAGCUUUGAAUCACAAUCUUUUUUUGCCUACUAGGAUUAAAUUAUUUUUACACAUUAAGCUGCAGUCUUCAGGUCAUAAUCGCAAAGGGGAAUAUUGUUAAUAUGGCUUAUGCAAGUUUGAUUUCUCUUAAGACGACGAUAAAAUCGCUCUUGAUGACAUCCAAUUUGCCAUUACAAUCUCUAAUAUGCGAUCACAAAGAAGAACUUUUGGCUCUUCAUGAAAAAGUUAGUUCCCUGGGAGUAUUUCUCAACAACUUUGAGAAAAACAAUGUUUCGGGGGAAAUGACGGAUUUGGAAGUAGAGGUAAAAGAAGUUGCAAGUGCUGUUGAAUACACAAUACAACUGAGACUAACAGAAAUUGAAAUGGCAAAUACUAAAAACAGUGUUUCUGGAAAAAUUGAAGGUCAAAACUUUUAUCACAGCCUGCAACAAGUAGCAGUUGACAUCGAUCGUCUUAGGAAAGAGUCAACAAAGAUUCGAGAUAAAGGGAAACAAGCAUCAGAAGAAUCAUCGGUUCGAGAUUUUUCAAGUUCAGCAAAUGAUGGUCUGAACGUUAAGAACAGUAUGGUUGGGCGUGGUGAUCAAAGGGAACGGUUGUUAGAAGAUCUGACUAGAGGAUACUCUGGUGAACCCAAAGUCAUCCCGAUCAUUGGGAUGGGAAGCAUUGGUAAAACAACCUUAGCAAUAGAAGUUUACAAUAGUGCGCACGUUCGUUCUCAUUUUGAUGUUUGUGCCUGGGCUACUCUUUCUCAACAGCACAAUGUAAAGGAAAUCUUGUUGAACCUUCUGCGUUCUACAAAGGGUGGCACAUUUGACAUGCUCGAUGAGGCAGAGUUAGCAGACAUGCUGCGUAAAAGUUUAUAUGGAAAGAGGUACUUAAUUGUCAUGGAUGACAUCUGGAGUAUUAAAGCGUGGGAUGACGUGAGACGAUUCUUCCCAAGUCAGAACAAGGGGAGCCGAAUACUGUUGACUACCCGUAACAAUGAAGUGGCUUGCUAUGCUAAUACAGAAAAUCUUUCGUUGCAGAUGAGCUUCAUGGAUCAAGAUGAGAGUUGGAACCUUUUUAAGAGUGUAGCAUUUGCAAAUGAAGCAUUACCAUUACCAUCUGAACUUGAGAAUAUUGGGAAGAAAAUUGCAGAGAAAAGCCACGGGUUACCACUAACUAUUGUCGUGGUUGCGGGGCUUCUCAAAUCCAAAAAGACAAUAGAAGAUUGGGAAAGUGUUGCUAAAGAUGUCAAGUCAUUUGUCAAAAAUGAUCCCGAUAAACAAUGUUCACAUGUUCUUGGGUUGAGUUACAAUCACUUGACUAGUGAUCUAAAAACAUGUCUUCUGUAUUUCGGAAUUUUUCCAGAAGACUCUGAGAUUCCAGUGAACCAUUUGAAGAGAUUAUGGAUGGCUGAGGGGUUCCUGAAUUUUGAAAAUGACUUAGAAGGAGAAGCUGACAAGUGUUUACAAGAUCUUAUCAACAGAUGUCUAGUUCAUGUCAGCAAGAAAAGUCGUGGUGAAACAAAAAUUAUAUCAUGUAAGGUUCAUGAUCUAAUACACGACUUGUGCUUGAGACAAGUUCAAAGAGGAAACCUUUUCACUGUAAAAGACAUUCUGUUUGAAAAAUCCGAUGAAAAGAAAGCUCAAAUCAAUGAUUGUGAUCCAAAUCAUGUUCCUUCUGUAUGCCAACCUCUCAGUAGGCAUAAUAUGCAGCCGUUUAAGCGCUGGACUGGUGACGAAAUUUAUGGAUCUCCGUAUGGUCUAUAUAGGGCCCUUCUUACCCCUGGACAUCAUGAGUUGAGAGAUGAUGAUGACAACAAUCUUUUGAAACGAACUCGCUCUAUUUUCUCAUUGGGUGGUUUUUUUUCAACUUUUGUUCUCCAAUCAGAGCUUAUUCAUUUCAAAUUACUGAAAAUCUUGGACUUGACACACAUCAGGAUUUAUAGUUUCCCUCUACAGAUACUAAGCCUCAUCUGGUUGAGGUACCUAGCAUUAUUCUGCUCUGAGAUUUUCGACGUAACUCCAGAAAUUUGCAGGUUAUGGAAUCUGCAGACAUUCAUUGUUGAAGGGUAUCCUCCAUCAUAUUUAACUUUUCCGGAGCAAAUUUGGGGACUAAGGCGAUUAAGGUAUCUGAAACUGCACAAAUUCCAUUUACCAAAUCAACCAAGUGUAUCUGUUGACAAAGCAAGAUACAUGAGUUUUUCAAAUAUACAAUCUAUUUCUUACCUGUCUCCACUUUGUUGCACGAAGGAAGUUCUUUCGGGGAUUCAAAAUGUUAAGAAAAUAGGAAUCAAAGGAAAUCAAAAUAUCCGUGAAAGUGGAAUUUUCAACAAUCUUGUCAUUCUGCAGCAACUUGAAACAUUGAGUGUAAGAAAAUUUUAUAAUUGGAGUGCGGUGACCAUUCCAACAACGCUCAAGAAGUUAAAAUUGUACAAAACUUUUCUACGUUGGUCUUACUUGGACAUCAUAGCUGAGUUGCCUAACCUUGAGGUGCUGAAGCUGGUGCUUAAUGCUUGUCACGGCGAAGAGUGGGAUCCAAAUGUUAGAGUAUUUACUCAAUUGAAGGUUUUGCUAAUUCAAGCAAAUUAUCUCGAGUCCUGGAAAGCGACAAAUGACAAUUUUCCUGUCCUUGAACGCCUCGUGCUUGGUUCUUGCUCUUACUUGAAAGAGAUACCCAUUGAGUUUGCAGAUAUCAACACAUUACAACUGAUUGAGCUUGAUAGUUGUCCUCCCAUACUUGCGGAAUCUGCUGCACGAAUUCAACAAGAACAAGAAGAUCUCGGAAAUGACCCCGUAGAUGUCCAUAUUAUACCAAUCAGGCACGUUUUGGGUGAACCGAAAAAAAAGAUUAUUUUCUCCAGACAUUCAUCUUUAGAUAAAUGGAUUAAAUGUCAAUCUAGCAAUUAAGUGAGAAAAUAUAAACAGUCCCAACAAGAUUAUUAGCGGAAGGUAUAAUUAUUAUUUU